CCCCUUUUCUUUUUUUUUUCCUAUUUUUCUGUAAUGUUCAUCAUGGUCCAAUGGCGUUGUCUAGUGCUACUCUUAUUUUAUAUAGUAGUAGCCUAUUGUCAUGAGGAGAAAGUAGAAGGCUUCUUUAGUCAAAGUGGACAUACAAAUAACUGGGCUGUAUUGGUAUGCACAUCUCGUUUUUGGUUUAAUUAUCGUCAUGUAGCCAAUACACUCAGCAUGUAUCGCACAGUGAAGCGACUGGGUAUUCCAGAUUCCAAUAUUAUCCUUAUGCUUGCUGAUGAUGUCUCUUGUAAUCCUCGCAACAAAUUCCCGGCUACUGUCUAUAACAAUGCCAACCGUUUUUUGGAUUUAUAUGGCGAUAAUGUCGAAGUGGAUUACAGAGGUUAUGAAGUCACUGUAGAGAACUUUAUUCGCAUGCUGACAGGACGUGUCUCCCCUGACACACCUCGUUCAAAACGACUGUUGUCCGAUGAUCGAUCCAACAUCUUGGUUUACAUGACAGGCCAUGGUGGGGAUGAAUUCCUCAAGUUCCAAGAUGCAGAAGAAAUCAGUGCUUAUGAUUUAGCUGAUGCCUUUAAGCAAAUGUCUGAAAAGAAGCGAUACAAUGAACUCUUGUUUAUGAUUGAUACAUGUCAAGCCAAUACCAUGUACAGUAAAAUCAAUUCCACCAAUAUUCUUGCUACGGGUAGUAGUAGAUUAGAUGAAAGUUCUUAUUCACAUCAUACAAGUUAUGAUGUGGGUGUAGCUGUGAUUGACAGUUUUACUUAUUAUAACUUGGAAUUUCUUGAGAACAUUGACAUGACAAGUGACAAGACAUUACAGGAUUUGUUUAAUACCUAUGAUCCUGCUAAAAUUGCCUCUCAUCCAGGCAUUCGUUCUGAUCUGUUUCAUCGUCCAUUAGACAAAGUCAAAGUGACAGACUUUUUUGGCAAUGUACAGAAUGUAGAAUUAACAAAAAACAGAUACCCUCUUUUGACUGAAUCGACUGAAAUAGAGACCAUUCAGCAAGAACCUAUGGUCAGCAACCAGACAGUAUCAGACCAUCUUUAUCAUUCUUUUCUUGUUCAAAGAAAGACACAAACAGACUCCUUGUUAGCAUCUUCUUUAGGCAUUUUAUUCAUUCUCUGUCUUGGUUAUGUUAUUAGCAAGACACUGAUAUAAUUUUAUUUUAUUUUUUUAUUUUAUGAUAAUUCUAUCAUUCUCAGUAGGGCAGUAAAUCUAUACCAAAAUCAAUACAAACAAUGAAUAAAAGAGUGGAUAGCAUACCUGUUG
Messenger RNA from Gilbertella persicaria, 1272 nucleotides. Its product is annotated as peptidase C13 family-domain-containing protein. The record is from RefSeq and is a predicted model, not a curated record. Gene Ontology annotation, cellular component: GPI-anchor transamidase complex. Gene Ontology annotation, molecular function: GPI-anchor transamidase activity. The transcript has 5 exons. Bases 34 to 1161 code for a protein of 375 amino acids. Gene Ontology annotation, biological process: protein localization to cell surface; attachment of GPI anchor to protein; proteolysis. NCBI's taxonomy places the organism in Eukaryota, Fungi, Mucoromycota, Mucoromycetes, Mucorales, Choanephoraceae.